Melopsittacus undulatus (budgerigar) is the source of this 3667-nucleotide messenger RNA. RefSeq names its product RAB29, member RAS oncogene family (gene RAB29). Gene Ontology annotation, biological process: endosome to lysosome transport; phagosome-lysosome fusion. Gene Ontology annotation, cellular component: trans-Golgi network; Golgi apparatus; late endosome. The record is from RefSeq and is a predicted model, not a curated record. The transcript is spliced from 5 exons. Gene Ontology annotation, molecular function: GTPase activity; GTP binding. NCBI's taxonomy places the organism in Eukaryota, Metazoa, Chordata, Aves, Psittaciformes, Psittaculidae. Bases 54 to 671 code for a protein of 205 amino acids.
GGCCGUCACGUGACCGUGCUCACGUGACGCGGCGGGCCCGGGGCCGGUGCGGGAUGGGCCCUCGGGACCGGCUCUUCAAGGUGCUGGUGGUCGGGGACGCGGCCGUGGGUAAGACCUCGUUCGUGCGGCGGCUCUCGAGCGACAGCUUCAGCCGGCACUACAAGAGCACGGUGGGAGUGGACUUCGCGCUGAAGGUGGUGCAGUGGUCGGAGUCCGAGACCGUGCGGCUCCAGCUCUGGGACAUCGCAGGGCAGGAACGCUUCACGUCCAUGACCCGGCUCUACUACAGGGAGGCCUCUGCCUGCGUGAUCAUGUUCGAUGUCACCAACGUCAGCACGUUCAGCAACAGCCAGAAAUGGAAGCAAGAUUUGGACAGCAAGCUCCUGCUGCCCGACGGGAGCCCCGUGCCCUGCUUGCUGCUGGCCAACAAAUGCGACCUCUCCCCAUGGGCAGUGACACGAGAAGAAGUGGAUCGGUUCAGCAAGGAAAAUGGCUUUUCUGGCUGGGUGGAGACGUCUGUGAAGGAGAACAAGAACAUCAAUGAGUCCAUGAGAGUCCUCAUUGAAAAGAUGAUGUCCUCAUCCGCUGGUGAUGGAAGUUCCUCUUCUGCUGGCAGCGGGGAUUACAUUAACAUAAAAGAGCCAACCCCGCCAGGCUGGGCUUGCUGUUAGAGCACUGAUGGGGCCAUCUGCUUGGCUCUAACAGCAACCUCCUCCUCUUGUUAUCACCAUUGUGUUUUCCUAUCCCGGCUGUCAGUGGUUUUGGGGGUAUUUCUGUUCCAUGCUCACGAGCUGCCUUGUGUUCAAUGCAAACUCCUCCUCAGCAGAGCAUCGCUGCAAUGACUUGGAGCAAGGAAAGAAGAGAGGAGUGAGAAGAUUCCCCUUGCUCUUGUGUAGUAGCAACUGGGAGCUCUGCUGCUCGUAACAGAGCAUGGUCCAUGUUCAAGCAUGUGGCUUGGACUGAUUUUAAGUGAUUUGGAGCACUUCAUCCCCUGCCACGUGCUGGCCUCGAGCAGGGCGAAGGAUGGCAAAGGUAUAUUUUUAAUACUGUUGCACCUUUUAUUCCCCACUACCAAGGGCACCAGUCCCAGGUGUUGUGACCUUCAUUCCAUGCACACUCUAUGCCUCUGGAUUCCCAGUGUGGGAUUGCAGCAAACUCUUUACUUUGUGCUUUGGAACUGCAGACCUCUGCUUACAUGUCCUAGAGGGACCAACACAGCUCUUCAUUGCCAGUAACUGCCUUAGGAUGGGAAGCCAGAUGUGGAUGAGCUGGUGUCCUGUGCAGCCAGACCUGUGAAAUCACUGGAGUGAUUUGAGAAAUGGGGUAGCACAGCCCUUACUUUUGUACAUCCCAACUGUGGUGCUUUACAGCAGAGACCUCAGACUUUCAUCAGGAAUCACCCACUUGCCUCUGUCCUUUCUCACUCAGCCUCUGCCUAGCACAAUCUCUCUGCUGCCACUUUAUUAGGGCAUAGAGAGUGGAAUGAGGAAUAGGUUGUAAACUCUUCUGUAUGACAGAACAUCCUUUUCCCUCACAGCACACCCUGUAGCCUGCCAUCUCAAAUAGCUUUGGAACUGCUGAGGAGUUGCUUCCCACAGCUGUUCUGUAGCCAGGAGUGACUUUGGUGGCAGGGAUGAUGUGGGACAGGGAGCUCCCUGAAAGCCCUCCCACUGGGUUUGGUGGUGCAAGGGGGGAGCAAAGGAGAAGACUUUGCAGGACAGGAAGGAAAUGAAGAGCACAUCCCCAGGUACUCGCUGGUGAGAGUGGUUCUUGCCAACAACAAGUGGGUAAAAGCUCACUAGAUGGUUACCAUGUUUAAAUUGCCUUGUCCUGAACCCUGCUAAGGGAGAACUCUGUUUCUCUGGCAAAGUCUUCCUCCUGUCUCUCUUUGCUGACUUUCUAUCAUCUGUGGAGGCAGAAGGUGAUAAGAAGGGUGGUUGCUUUCACUGAGCACGCUGAAAUGUGGGGUUUCACUCUCUGGAGUGGAAUAAGAUUGAUUAGGAAAGAGUAAGGGCUGAGAAAUGGAGAACUGCUGCUAUGUUCCACUGUGUUCAUGUCUGUGCUAGGGUUCUGUCCUGCAAAUGGUGCCAAAUCUGGGGUUAUAGGCACUUAAACAUACCCUUGUCUGUGCUGUUGUAGAAACAUGUGAAACGUGUAGAAGUGGGUAGUGACCAAAUGGAACUCUCUGGUUGAAUUUUACUUCCUAAAUACUGUGUUAAAAGGAAAAAAUCAGUGUUUUUUUAAUGCUAUAUUUCUAGUUCUUUAUGGAACAUGGGGGGAAGGGUCUGUUUUUUUAAAGGAUUUCUCAUGAAAACAUUUAAGCUUCAUGUUUUAUCUAUUGUUUUCUCUCUAUGCACCUCUAAAGUGUUUCAGCAAAGAGACCAAGUGUUAGAGCUGCCCUUACAAUGGGGAAACUGAGGAAUCCCUGCCCAGGACCCAGUCCCCGAGGUCAGAGCUUGGCACUUAAGAUUCCUAAUUCCUGUCUCCAUGAUCCAGCUGCUCAGCCCUGUGUCCUGUAGGAAAGUGCCUUUAUACCUUUUGCAUGUCGGUGUGGGACGUGCCAUCACCUCUUUGGGGUCUGGACCUUCUCACCUGGAUUUCUUCUUCCUAAGUGCCUCUCAAAAGCAAGCAGAAAGCCAAAGAAAGCUCUUUCAAGGUUUUCUUCUGUGGUACAUGAUUUCUGCUCAGCCCGGUGGGUACCGGUGUGUGCCUUGGCCUUGGUUUUCCUCCCACACUGGUUGCUGCUUCUUCACAUCUCAACAGACACAGCAGCCAAGUGUCAGAGAACAAGUGUGCACAAUGGAAAGAGCCGUUGCUUGAGAUGGGCAUAACCCAACCAGACAGGAAAAGGAUCUGACUGUGCACAUGUGUGUUCUCAGAGAAUAUAAGGUGCUCAAAAAGGCAACCCAACCCAAGCCAACCCCCCUUUGAUUCAGUGCUGUGAAACAGGGGUUUGGAAGUGCUCCUUGCUGGGGCAGGCAGUGUGGGGGGAACACUGUGAGAUGGGUUGUGCCCAGCUUGUCCUGGUGGGAAUGGUUCUGGCUUUUCAAACACCUCAAAGGGAAAAGCCACCUUGGAGCAAAGCCGUUUCUAAAAGUAUUUUAACCCAAGGGAAGUCUUGUGCAGAGGGAGAAGAACUCGACUCUAUCAAAUAUGAAUCGGGGAAGCCUCAGCUCGAUUCUGAUCAAUGUGCUCACUGCAGCAGGAAUGGAAAUGCACUCGAGCUCCUCUUCUGCUGUGCCUGCUUUGACUUUGUACUCGCUGGGUGACUCUGAGCCAACUGCACCUAUUUCCUUCUCUUCCACGUGCUGUUUCUCAUGCCUGUAACUUUCAUUUGUGGUCGCGGGACUCCAAACCACAUGAAAUGUAAGGGUGUAUUUUAUACAUUGAUGGCAGCACCCUGGGGGCCACAGAGCUGGGAAUUUUUACUGUAAUUGAAUGGGAAAGCAUGAGGGCAGAUUGUAGUGCAGAAAGAAGCCUAUAAUAGUAAAAGCCUUGUUUUGUUUGGUUAAACCGCUUGCUGUUACACAGACAUAUUGUAGAGACAGGGUUCUGGUUCCUGUAACAUUGCAUAUUACUGUGUUGAUUAUAAAGGGGUUUUCUCCAUCUCAGUCAGUCACUGGUGCAGUGUUGCAGGGGGUUGAAAUAAAAGCUUGAGUUGCUUAUG